AUGAUCGAAGGCUUCCUCGAAAGAUAUUCGAACAUAGACGAGCAUGAUUCGCAGCGGCUGCAGGAUGAGCUUCGCACACUGUACACGAAACAUGUCGCGAACGUACCCGAACGGCGCGGCUUCUUCAUCAGCAUCCUCAAGCACAUACGACCAGGCAUUACGGGUGAUACUAGGCUAGCGGAAUGGUGGGACACAAUCAUAAAGCCGACCAUCGAUGCUGUUGGGCACAGGCGCGACGAGAGUGACGAUGCUCGGGACUUUCUGCUCAGUAUCCUCGUCUUCGAUGCCGACGAGGAUAAGAAAGGCGAGAAAGCGCUCGUAUCUGCCCGGUUUACGAAGCGGCUGCUGGACGCCUAUCUUGCGCGGACGAAGAUACCUGCAACAGAAGGGGAGCUUCCGAGUCCCGAAGACGAGUACAUUGCCCACGAGCUCGAGUCAGUCCUCAUUGCCUUCGGACGGCGCAUGCCCAAGGAGCUACUUCACGCAUUAGACGAUCUCUUCGUUACCAAAGAGAACCGUGCGCAAGCACUCAGUCUCCUCAGUGCCUAUGUGCGCGUCCAACCAGCACGCCUCUACCUAGUCGCCGAAACGCCCCUCAUCGACCAUCUCGAACAAUGCUUGUUGAUCGAUACUUCUGCCACAGUAGUGGAGCUAGCGCUCACUGUCUUGAUAAUGUUUUUACCUCAUAUAACGAGCUCACUUGUAGCGCGGCUACCAAGGCUAUUUCUCGUAUACAGUCGGAUCUUGUGCUGGGACAAGCUGGAGAUCUCCGAUCCUAUAUCUCGAAGCGCCUCGAUAAGCAGUGAAGCGAAGAACGAGAGCUCACAAGAUGGGGCGCUUGCCAACGGGACAUCAGCGUGGGCGAAACUGGAGCAAUCCUUCGAUAACGCCGAAUCUACGACCCCUGGCCUCAUCCACUUUUUCACCUUCUUGUACGGGCUGUAUCCGUUGAACUUCAUGAGCUAUAUUCGGAAGCCACGGAAAUUCCUGAAGAGUGUGGACUUUCCUGGAGCGGCCGAUCUCGAGCUUGACCAAGACAUCAUAAGAAACCGGACUGAGCCGUUCCGCCAAGUCCAUCUUCUACAUCCCAACUUCUUCCAGACGACCGUCGAAGAUGAGCUUGCAGAGAACAGGUGGCUAAAGAGCGAUCCUGCAGAUGUGGUAACGGAGUGUAUGGGCCUGUGCAUAGCUGUGUCUGCAGCUCUCGAUGAUCCGGGCCCUCCGCCUUCUACGAAGCUCCCCGACAUCCCGGAAGCGCUGGUGCGCACCGAGGACAUACCGGGUGAUUCUUUGUUGACUGAUGAUGAGGCCACACUUGCCAAUGAGAUCACGUCGCCCACAGAUCCCCAGUCGAACAUCAGUUGGCGGAAUACACAGUCCACGGCUGUCGCUAGCCCAACCUCAACAUGGUACGAGACAAUGCCCAUACAGCGUAAAGGGUCCGUGCCCGUGCAUAGCCAUCCAGGCUCAAGGUCAUCGAAAACCGCUUCGCCGGCUAUUGGGCCUCGUGAUGUCGCUCAGGAUAGCCCUACCCUGCCGCCUCAAGGCAAACGCGUUGAGCCAGAGGUCAAACCACUCGUGAUGCAUAGGAAAGCGUCCGGCCCGCUUCGAAAAGCCAGCAGUGCCUCCGCUACUAGCACCUCUCGUCUGGAAUCAUUCGCGCAAGCGCUAUCUCAAGGCAACCUAUCGCCGCCUCCAACAAGUCCUAGCCUCCAGGAUCGAAAUUCUGCCUCUCUGCAGAGGGAGAUCAUGCUUCUUCGGAACGACCUGAACUUUGAGCGCUACCUGAAGCAACAACAUCUGUCGCACAUUGGGCAAUUGCAGAGAAAGCACAUCAGAGAGGCAACGGUUGAAGCUGAAACCCAAAACCUGCUCAACACCAAUCGGACGCUAAAGGCGAAGCUCGCAAAGGCCAGUGAGCUGUAUGUGCAGCUGAAGAAAGAGACGGCGAUGAGUAAGAACCAGUCGAAGAAGUGGGAGGGCGAGCUCACGACCAAAGUCCGGGCCUACAGGGAAGAGCAGAAGCAGUGGCACUCAGAAGAAGACAGCCUCCGCCUCGAGGUCCAGAAAGCCCAGAGAGACUGCGAGCACCUCCGACGGCUCGUCGUAGAAAGCGAAGCCCGGGAGCUGAACUCCCAGCAACGACUCCGCUCGCUCCAGCUCGACAUGGAAGAGCUCGAAGCCCUCCGACAAGACGUAGAGCAGCUCCAAGCCAAACUCCGCCAAUACGAACUCCGCGAACUUGUCUUCGAGCAAGCAAAAGAAGAUACCGAGCUCCUGCGCGCCGAGCUCACCACCACAACCAUGAAGCUCACAAGCCGCGAGGCCGAAAUGGAGCGCGCGCGCAAAGCUUACGACGGCCGCAUCGCAGAGCUCGAGGCCCAACUCCAAGCCCAUACACAGUCCUCUCACCCCAACCAACUGCCACCCUCAGUCCAGCAAAUGAUCGACUCCGCCCUGGCCGCCAGCCACGCGAAACUCCAGCAGCUGAAGAAAACGCACCAGCGGCUACUAGACAAAUACACCGAUCUCGAGCUGCGCCUCGCCGAGCUCGAAGCCGAGCACGAGGCUGACGCCGGCCCGCGCUUCCCCGGCAGCAACAGCAGCGGCGGCGGCAACUUCCACGACAUCGGCCAGCUGCGCGACGUCGGCUCCAUCUCAUCCUUCAGCCGCAAAAACAGCGUCAGCACCUCCAGCAUCGGCGGCUACAUCAGCCGCUUUCCGCGCCCAAACGCCCCAAUGUCCGACCCCUCCGGCGGCGAGGGCGAGGCCGAGGGUUCGAUCCACUCGUUCAGUCCGUAUACGAGCCCGUCGGUGGGGCCGAGUAGUAGCAGCUUUCCGACGUCAAGGCCGCAGGUGAGGCGACAUGAGAGUCUGCCGCAUCGGAGCAACACGGGGGAUUUGAGUCCGACGCAGCUGGGGGGCGCGGCGGCGUAUGGGGAGAGCCAGAGCCAGCAUAGUCCGAGUUUUAGCUCGGCGGGGGUUGCGGCGGAGCCGGUUGCGAGUGGGAGGAUGAGCACCAUGAGUGGGGAGAGCAAGCCGAAGCCUGCGGUUAGGGCUUAUGGGAGGGGUGGCGCCGCUAGGAAGACAAAGGAAAAGGACAAGGACAAGAAGGAGGAAUCUAAGCCUUCCAAGUCCGGUGGGUUCAGGGGGUUGAGAGGUAUCAUGUAG
This is a messenger RNA of Coniosporium apollinis CBS 100218, 3171 nucleotides long. RefSeq lists its product as uncharacterized. The record is from RefSeq and is a predicted model, not a curated record. NCBI's taxonomy places the organism in Eukaryota, Fungi, Ascomycota, Dothideomycetes. The transcript has 3 exons. The coding region runs from base 1 to 3171 and encodes 1056 amino acids. Gene Ontology annotation, biological process: negative regulation of TOR signaling; regulation of cell cycle. Gene Ontology annotation, cellular component: TSC1-TSC2 complex.